Tarenaya hassleriana is the source of this 1197-nucleotide messenger RNA. Its product is annotated as exocyst complex component EXO70B1-like. The transcript has a single exon. Bases 1 to 1197 code for a protein of 398 amino acids. NCBI's taxonomy places the organism in Eukaryota, Viridiplantae, Streptophyta, Magnoliopsida, Brassicales, Cleomaceae. The record is from RefSeq and is a predicted model, not a curated record. Gene Ontology annotation, biological process: exocytosis. Gene Ontology annotation, molecular function: phosphatidylinositol-4,5-bisphosphate binding. Gene Ontology annotation, cellular component: exocyst.
AUGGGGAAACACCUGUUCCGACCAUCUCCGCCGAAGAGAUCGCCGGCGCCGGAGCCUCACCAGAUGCUCACCGAGUCAUCCAUGGAGGAGAGUAUGCAAGCUGUCUACUCUGCGAUUUACAAAUGGGCUCCUUCAGGAUAUGAUCGCGGUUCGGUUUCUACUCCGUCUUCUUCUUCUCCGGUUUCUGGAUUUCUGUUCUCUUCGAGUAGUCGCCCCGAGGCGGUGGAUUUCAUCGGAGCAGUGAAGGAAUUGCAGAGCACGAUGGGUCUGUUGGUCUCUGUUUACCCGGCGUCGAAGAAGCUUGUUCGCGCUAAGAAUUUGAUGCAAGCGGCGAUGAAGUUUCUGGAAUCGGAGUUUCACCGUGUUCUGAAUGCGAAUCGGGAGUAUCUGGACCCGAAACGCGUCUCUGUUCGUCCGCACAAGUCUUGCAGAUUCAGCAUUUCGAGUGUUUCCGACUCCGACGGAGAUAACAGCGUCGAUGGUACGGACGGCGACGGAUACGGCGGCGGAGACGAGGAAGAGAUGAGGUUCUCCGGUGGAGAUUCUGACGUCAUGAAUGAUCUGAAGAUGAUCGCCGAUUGUAUGAUUUCCGCCGGUUACGCGAAGGACUGCGGUAGGGUUUACAAAACGGUGCGGAGAUCGAUUUCGGACGGGACACUUCAUAAUUUAGGGAUCGAACGGUUGAGUUUGCAUCAUAUUCAGAAGAUGGACUGGAAGAUACUGGAAUCGAAGAUCAAAUCGUGGCUGACAGCCGUACGAUUCGCUGUUCGUACUCUGUUUUACGGCGAGAGGAUCCUCGCCGACCAUGUUUUCUCCGCUUCCACUGCAAUGGCUGAGUCCUCCUUCGCCGAGAUUGCUCGGGAAGGAGCACUAACGCUGUUUGUCUUCCCGGAAAAUGCAGCCAAGUUCAAGAAACUAUCCCCCGAGAAAAUGUUCCGUAUCCUGGACAUGUACGAGGCUCUCGCCAAUCUCUACGCGGAGAUCGAAUCCAUCUUCUACUUCGAUUCAACAGCCUCGGUCAGAUCUCAGGUUAUCAACUCGCUCGCCGGACUCGGCGACUCGGUGCAAUGGAUGAUGGCGGAUUUCGAGUUGGCGAUUCAGGGGGAGUCAUCGAAGAAGCCAAUUCCCGGCGGCGGAGUCCACCCACUCACUGGCUAUGUCAUGAACUAUCUCGCCUUCAUCGCCGAGCCAUUUUAG